UUAAUAUUUGCAAUAGUAGAGUUGAGGUUGAGGUUGAUAGUGGUGAGUAGAAGUUGCAUUGCAGCAAAGCAAAGGGCAAAGAAGAAAGUAGAAAGAAAGAAUGAAUUGGUUGGGUCACGAAUUACCUUUGUUCGACCACAAUUUCAAUUUCAAUUUCAAUCUCGACAAUCCUUACACUUACGACCACGAUCUCUUUCCAAACGACACCGUUCUGGCCCCAACCACCAAUCAUGCCCGCCACCACGACGGAACCUCCCCUCUCCCACUCGGCAUGGAUUGGAGCCUUCCUCCGCGCAAUUGGGAAGGACGCAACACCGUUUGGCCACGUCAUCCUCCCAACGGUUGGAGCUUCUGCGUCACGCUUCCUUCGUGGCUCACCGUUCCACAACCCUCACCUUCCGAUCCCGUUAUCUAUUUUAGGGUUCAACUCGGUGUACAAUCCCCCGAAGCAAUCACCACUACUCGAAUGAUAUUACGCAGAUUUAGUGAUUUCUUGAACCUCUUUGCUGAACUGAAGAAAGAAUUUGCCGCGAAAAAUCUGCCGCCGCCUCCACCAAAAAAGAUGAUGAGAAUUAAAAGCCACACUGUUUUGGAAGAGCGACGGCUUUUGUUAGCGGAUUGGAUGGAAAAGUUGUUGUCGGACAUUGAUGUAUCAAGAAGUGCCCCGGUGGCCAUGUUUCUCGAGCUAGAAGCUGCUGCUAGAUCAUCAUUCCAUAGUGUGAAUGAGCAUAUUUCGGAUGAAGCUACAACAGCUUCACAAGUGUUCCGAGAGUACUCGUCUGGUUCUGUAACUGCUCAUAGUUCAUCCGCUGCAUCUGUUUUUGGUAAUGAUGAAGUUUCUGAGCUGGGAGCUCUGCAACAUGAAAAGGAUAAGCGUUCUGAUCAAAUCAGGGAUAGUUCAACAUCAGAACAUGACUUAAUUAAUGCAACUGAAACAGCUGCUGAUCAUGCCACAUCUAGUGAAGACUUUGUUUAUAACAAUGAUAGUACAGACAAAGUUACCGAGUAUGCUGCUGAUGCUAUAACGCUUCACCUGGAUGGAACUGAGUUUACACCUGCAAUGCGAGAUUAUAAAUUGAAUGCUCAUGUGAAGAGACUGUCAACAGAAAGCAUUGGAAGUGACACAAGUAAUUUAAGGCAUACUGAAACAUCAAAUUUAACUAUGACCACUUUGGUUCAAGAUGCUUCACAUGACUUUACUGGGAGACAUGAACACUCUGGAAGCACAGAUUUAUUGUUGACUUUUCAAUUGGAUGAGCGGCACAAGUUGAACAAAAUUCUCAAUGCCCAGAAACAGAGACUGGCCACUGCAAAAGCAGAUGUUGAAGAUCUUGUAGCUAGAUUGAAUCAAGAAAUGGCUGCAAGACAAUAUCUUGUGACAAAGGUCAAGGAUUUAGAAGUUGAACUUGAAACAACUCGACUGAACUGCCGAGAAAACAUGCAGCAGGCUGUUUUAACUGAAAAGGAAAGAUUUACACAAAUGCAGUGGGAUAUAGAGGAACUUCGGAGGAACUGCCUGGAGACAGAAAUGAAAUUGAAGUUAGAAGAGGAUGAAAGGCUGCUAGCAGAAUCUACAAAAGCAUCUGUCAUUCAGGAGAAGCAAAUGUUGCAGCAAGAGCUAGAUGUAACUAGAGAACAACUUAAGCACUUGCAGAAACAUCAUGAUGAGUUUGAGAUGAAAUCAAAGACAGAUUUGAAGGUUCUGAUAAAGGAGGUAAAAUCCCUUAGAAGUUCUGAGAAAGAACUGAAGCAGCAGCUUAGUGAAUUGAUGAAGGAGAAGUUAGAUUUGGAGAGAGUUUUUCAGAAGGAAAAGCAAAGAAUGGAAAUUUCACAUAAUGCUAAUGCAAAGUUGCUGCAUGAGUGUGCAAUCCUUCAGAAGAGGCUUCGGGAGUGCAGUGUAAAUUUCCUUGUUGAAGAGGAAGAUAAGCUAAAUAUCGACACUUUACCAUCUGAUGCUUUGGAUUUAUUAGCAACAUCAGAUAAUCGGAUUGGUCUCUUGCUUGCAGAGGCACAGCUCUUAGCACAAGAUGUAGAGAAUGCUGUUGUUGCUGUGGAAGAGACCCGUGAUGUAAGUAAAGACAAUACUGGGAAAACUUAUGAUGAACUGAGGAAGAUGCUGGCGCAUAUGUUUGUAGACAAUGCCAGUUUAAGGAAACAAAUCAAUGCCGUUCUUCGUUGUGCUCUAAAUGCAAAUAUCAAUUCUGAAGAGGAAGGGGAAGGCGAAGAAAUUCAUUUGCAAAAAACCGUUCUAAGCAAGUUUUUAGAAAGAUAGCAUAUAGCAUGUUCUAUACUAGUUACUUGUCUGUUAAUAUAGUCUAUAAUUUUUUGACCUGUUUGGUAUCACUGCGCGAAUCGCAUUCUUUCCGAGCUGAUAAUCACAUUUAGUAAACCAAUAAUUAGAAAGUGCCCUGCUUGUGCUUUUAAGCUGA
Molecule: messenger RNA, 2429 nt
Organism: Cajanus cajan (pigeon pea)
Lineage: Eukaryota; Viridiplantae; Streptophyta; Magnoliopsida; Fabales; Fabaceae
Product: Phox (PX) domain-containing protein
Biological process (GO): protein transport
Molecular function (GO): phosphatidylinositol binding
Source: RefSeq, a predicted model, not a curated record